AUGGAAGACGGCGAGCAAGAGGGUUUGCGAAUCUCCCUCAACGGCGACCCCCGCUAUCUCGUUGCCGCCGCCACCGUAGCAACCCUCUUCCUUGCUGGUUCGGCCCUUUGGCGUUCCUCCAUAAUGUCUCCCAGGCUUGCAAUCACCGAGAACAAUCGGAACGAGAGUGGCUUAACGGACCCUGACGCUAUAGUGCGCUCUGAGCCUCCCUCGGCCUCAGAGGAGAAGAGUCCAGCAGACGGGCCUUCAAAAGACACGCGAAACAAGGUGCUUGACGAAGUCACACCACUUUCGCAGGAAGUGGAGUCCAAGGAUUCGAAGAGCACGCGUACGAAGGAUAGACGGAGGAGGGGCAAGGACCCGCUGAAGGAAAUCCUGAAAAGCGGGAAGAAAGCAAAGGCUUUUUUGGGCAAGGCGGGCGAUGUUGCUGAAAAGACGGACGUGAUGCCUAUACCAGAAUCCACCCCAUCCCCGCGUUCUCGAAAAAUUCCAACAGACUCCACUACGCGAUCCCUGUCCGUGUCCGCUGCUUCUAGCCAUAGGAUACAUGGGAGCGCAACAUCGAACCACUCCCACGAAAUUUCACAGAGUGGUCAGGGGUCGGGCACAGACGACUUUUCCUGUGGCUUCACCACCCCUUCUGUUGUCUCAGAGCUCGAGGAGCUGUCCUUGUCCCUCGACGGGCUGGACACGCCCGAAUCACAGAAUUCAGACUUGCCUGCGAAGCCUUUAGAGCCAAGAGAAAUCUUGGCGACUCAGGCGUCGGACUCCUUGCCUCAAGCAUUGUCCUCCUCACCUACUUCUCACUCCAGCUCAUCUGCAACAUCAUCUUCUGUAAUAACACCAGACACCUCACCGACCAUCUCAUUGAAUGAGGACAUCUCAACCCCGACUCUUGUGCACCCUUCUGUCUCCCUCCCAGCCGACCUUUCCCCGAUUCCAAAAGCUAAAUCUCAAGUAUCUUCCCGCCAGCUCGCAAAAGCUUCUGAUCCUUGGGAUUGGGCCGCUCCCACACCCCCCGAAACAUCCUAUCGCAAGCCACCGCGGUUUCAGGGAAAAUCUCGAGGUGCUGGAACGCCUACGCCUCUGUCUAUUUCCUCUCCCCCCGCAUCCCCUUCUUCGGGGGUUCCAGGCUCAGCAUCGCAUCCCACACUAAUUUCACCCUACUCGGCCGUCGUUGCCUCCUCUCGAUCUACACCUCCAGUUGUCCUGGAAGAGCCCUCUGUAGAGGAACCCACCCCACUCACUUUCCCUACGUUGAAUCCAUCCACAUUUAAUCCAUCGCACCCCAUGUCCCCUAAUCCAAAUCGCAAACGUAAUUCUGCUGCAGAUAUCAACAGUGCUGCUGGGGCGAGCACGAGUAAUGGGACUGGUUACGGCAAUACAGGCACACCUACGCGGCGUGCGCCUACGCCCAGGCGACCGCCAACACCGUCUUCAGGAACAAACACGCCUCCACCUUCCUUGACCGCCCAGACGCAGCUGGCAUCAUUGAGAGGUGCACUAGAAGCUGCGCGGUUGAGGGAAGAGAAGUCCAAGUCGGAUAUAGAACGGUACUUGAAGGAAAUGGAGGUUCUUCGUUGGGAGAACGUGACGUGCAGACGUAGGGAAGCCGAACUUCAAACACAGGUGCAUUAUUUAAUGAAUCAGCUACAAGCCUAUGCUGCACUCUUCGCAUCAAUGCCACCCCAGCCAACACAGAUGCAAAGUCCUACAGGAAGCGGAACCACCUCCAAUGGAGGAGGCAAUGGAUCUACUCCAAAUGGAUUCCCAGCACAAAAUUCACCACUGCAUCCUCCACCACCGCUUCAUCUACAGAUGUUAUCUUCAAUGCACAUGUUUCCCGUGAACGGCAACCAAUCUCCAGCGACGUUGGUCUCUCCAGGGACACCACACUCUGGUGGUGGCCAACCCUCACCUUUCUUCCCUCACCCCAUGCAUUCACAUACACCCCAGCCUCCACCUCAGUCCCAGUCCCAAAGCCAUCCAUCUCCGCACCAGGCCAACUUGUUUUCUACGUUUUUCCGUCCGUCGGUUGCGGGUGGGAGUGGCCCUUCGAGUGCUGCUGGAUCGUCAUCUGUGGGAUCUGCGUCGCCUGAUUUAAAUGGAUCUCCGAGCCCGACGCCGACUAUGCUUGAUAGAGGGAUGAUACGCGCGCGUACGCGGACGCAGACUGCUAAUGGGCGUAUUGGGGGACUGGGGAAUACGUGGGAGGGCGUGGAUAACGAUGGGUGGAUUGGAAUGGGGGAGGAAGAUAAGGAUAUGCGGGGUCUGGAGGGAGAUGAAGAAGGAGGACAAGGACAUGAUGAUGACGGGGGUGAUGGGGACGAUGACUUUAAUGAGCUCUUGGCGGACGCGAUACUCAAAAGGCCUGGAAGCAUCCGGGUACGGAAGAAAGGGGGUAAUAAUGCUAGGGAAGGAAAGGAGAGGGCGUCGCCUGUUGAGAAUGAGGAACAACACACCGAGUUUACGUUCCCUUCCUUGUCGGAAUUGGGCAAUAGUCGGAAGAAGAUCACACUCCGUCCGAACAAUGUCAAUAAUGCCCCGACUCCUCGCGAUGACAUUAUACAUAUUGCUAAGUACCUCCUUCUUUGCAAGAACGACACACCUCCCCUUCUGGUCAUGCAUGGACUGUUUCUUGACUUUUUUUUUCUUCCUUUUUUCAUCCACCCGAUUUACACCCUCGUUAUCUCCCUUUCUGUCUUUUGUGCUACCACGAUGCCCACCAUCCUCGAAGAGAUCUACGCACAACGAGCUAAAGAUGUCAGACUUGCAAAGUCUACACCAGGCACUACGCCUGCAGACCUCAAAAACCUGCUCGCGAUGCACCUCGCACCCUCCCUCAUCCCACUCGUCCCCCGCCUCAAACGAAACCCAUCCUCAUCCACCUCCUCUCCCUCCCCCUCCUUAAUGGCCGAAAUAAAACGCGCCAGCCCAUCCAAAGGUCCCAUCGCCCUAUCCGUGAACCCAGCAAAGCAAGCACAAACCUACGCUCUAUCCGGCGCGUCCGUCAUCUCCGUGCUCACCGAGCCGACAUGGUUCAAGGGCAGUCUUUUAGAUAUGCGCUUGGCCCGCGAAGCGGUGGACAGUUUACCCGAUCGUCCCGCCAUCCUGCGCAAAGACUUUAUCUUUGACGAGUACCAGAUCGACGAGGCGCGUUUACAUGGGGCGGACACCGUCCUCCUCAUCGUUGCCAUGCUUUCAUUGGACAGACUUAAAGCCCUCUACGCGUACUCGCUCUCCUUGGGUAUGGAGCCCCUAGUGGAAGUGAACAACGCGAAAGAGAUGAAGGUGGCGUUGGAGCUAGGAGCAAAAGUCAUAGGCGUGAACAAUCGGAACUUGCACGACUUCCAAGUCGACAUGGGCACCACCAGCCGACUUGUUGAGCUCGUAAGGGAGAUGGACGUGGUGCUGUGUGCGUUGAGUGGGAUUUCGAGCGCAAAGGACGUGAACACGUACAAGGAACAAGGCGUCCGCGCCGUCCUUGUGGGCGAAUCGCUCAUGCGUGCAAAGGAUACCAGGCAGUUCAUCCGUGAGUUGCUAAGCUGGCCUCAACAGACCCUUUUCGCUGGGAAAACACAGACGAGCCCGAUGCCGUGGGUCAAAGUCACCGGCGUUCAAACGAAAGAAGAGGCCAAGAAAUGUAUCGCAGCUGGCGCUGAUAUGAUCAGCGUCAUAUUCGACACUACAGACGCGCACCACGUCUCCCCGGAAACAGCAAGAGAAAUCUCAGCCGUCAUCCGCGAAGCACAACUCGCAUCAAAACCCUCCAAAAAAUCCACUGCCCCCGACUCUUCAUCAGGAACCCCCAUCUUCGGCCCAUACUUCACACUCCAAAUGGUACAUCUCAUCACAACACCCCAUCGCCGACCUUUAUUGGUCGGUAUAUUCAAGAACCAAUCCCUCCCCACCAUCCUCUCCACCAUCUCCUCCGCCCACCUCGACCUCGUCCAACUCAACGGCACCACCGAGCCCCCAGAAUGGUUUCAACACAUCCCCGUGCCCGUCAUUCGGCGCUUCGCCAUCGACGGGGACUUAAAAGGGUUCACCAAGCCGGGUCUACACGCUUUUUCGCUUUUAGACCAAGAGUCGGUGAAUGGCAAGGCAGAUUGGGGUGCGGUUGUGAAGAGCGUCGAAGGGGGUGGUGGUGAGGCUGAUGGGUUCCCUAUGCCUGUUAUCCUUGAUAUGGAGCUGCCGAUUGAGAAUCUUGGGUUGGAGAUAAGGAACUUCACGCCGUGGGCGACGGAUAUUAAGCGGAGUGAUGAGGGGGGCUUUGAGGAGACGUUGGAGUUAGUACGGAGUAUGAAAUCUGGUCAGUAG
Molecule: messenger RNA, 4320 nt
Organism: Laccaria bicolor S238N-H82
Lineage: Eukaryota; Fungi; Basidiomycota; Agaricomycetes; Agaricales; Hydnangiaceae
Product: anthranilate synthase-related protein
Exons: 4
Coding region: 1-4320 (1439 amino acids)
Biological process (GO): L-tryptophan biosynthetic process
Molecular function (GO): indole-3-glycerol-phosphate synthase activity; phosphoribosylanthranilate isomerase activity
Source: RefSeq, a predicted model, not a curated record